Molecule: messenger RNA, 1648 nt
Organism: Phascolarctos cinereus (koala)
Lineage: Eukaryota; Metazoa; Chordata; Mammalia; Diprotodontia; Phascolarctidae
Source: RefSeq, a predicted model, not a curated record
CCCUCCCGGUCCUGUCCCUCAGACCGUUAAUGGCAGUUCCCUUUUACUCUUUUUGCUACCCACGUGGGCUGCCAGACAGGGCGGUGUAUUGUCAGCCCCACUGUGCUGCGAGAACUGGAGUAGGAGUCCACCUCAACUUCUUGGCAGAGACAAAGGCAACAGUGAAAUUCCUUAUAAAAAAUCAGCUCAGAGGUCCAUGGGGCAAUAUGGCUUCAGGAGGCUACACUUACCAAGAAACUACCUUUGUCUGUGUGAAGGCAAAGAUCUCCCACAAAAUGGCAACUUCUGUCAAGGAUCAGCUGAUUGUGAAUGUCCUAAAGGAAGACCAGGUUCCCCAAAACAAGAUUACUGUUGUUGGGGUUGGUGCAGUUGGUAUGGCAUGUGCCAUCAGUAUCUUAAUGAAGGAUCUGGCUGAUGAACUUGCCCUAGUUGAUGUGAUAGAAGACAAACUAAAGGGGGAGAUGAUGGAUCUCCAACAUGGCAGCCUUUUUCUCAAAACGCCAAAGAUUGUUUCUGGCAAAGACUACAGUGUGACUGCAAACUCCAAGUUGGUUGUUGUUACGGCUGGGGCACGUCAACAGGAGGGAGAAAGUCGUCUUAAUUUGGUCCAGCGCAAUGUGAAUAUCUUUAAAUUCAUCAUUCCCAAUAUUGUUAAAUAUAGCCCUAAUUGUAAGCUGCUGAUUGUUUCCAAUCCAGUGGAUAUUUUGACCUAUGUGGCCUGGAAGCUAAGUGGUUUUCCUAAGAACCGGGUUAUUGGGAGUGGUUGCAAUCUGGAUUCUGCCCGUUUCCGUUACUUAAUGGGGGAGAGACUUGGUGUUCAUUCUUCAAGUUGUCAUGGAUGGGUCCUUGGGGAACAUGGAGACUCCAGUGUUCCUGUGUGGAGUGGUGUGAAUGUUGCUGGUGUCUCUCUGAAGAAUCUUUAUCCUGCUUUGGGAACUGAUGCUGAUUCAGAGAAUUGGAAACAAGUUCAUAAACAGGUGGUUGACAGUGCUUAUGAGGUGAUCAAGCUGAAGGGCUAUACUUCCUGGGCCAUUGGCUUGUCUGUGGCAGAUCUAGCAGAAAGCAUUAUGAAGAAUCUUAAGAGAGUGCAUCCAAUUUCCACCAUGAUUAAGGGCCUAUAUGGAAUUAAUGAGGAUGUCUUCCUUAGUGUCCCAUGUGUCUUGGGGCAGAAUGGCAUUUCAGAUGUGGUGAAGGUAAACCUGAAUCCGGAAGAGGAAGGCCAUUUAAAGAAGAGCGCCGACACACUUUGGGGAAUCCAGAAAGAGCUGCAAUUUUAAAGCCUUUUAAUGUGCUGCCAUUUUACCAUAGAGAACAUGACAGUGGUUAAGGGGUUAUGUAUGAUGCACUUUUCAAAUAGGUCAAAACCUUCCUCUGAUUAGCGAUUGAACACCAGAAAAGUAAAACCUGUGAACACACUCUAGUCCCUUCCUAAAGUUAGAAAUGGGGAGUAGUACAGUGUGACUGCUGUUUGUUAAACCCUGUUGUCGUUUGUGUAUGAUGCUGAGUAUGACUUGUACAGUCUUAGUAGCUGGUAUCAAGCAGAUCCAGCGCCCCCACAGAUAUAUAACUGCCUGCCUUGUAUGGAAGUGCUGCAGGUUCCCAUAGAUCCAGAAGACAACAUUCCUGGAUAUAAAACACCAUAUAGUAG